AUGGACUUUAUUUCAGGACUUCCUCGCACUCAAAGGAACCAUGAUGCAAUAUGGGUUAUUGUGGACAGGCUAACCAAGAGUGCUCACUUCUUAGCAAUCAGGAUGGAUUACUCACUUGAGCGUUUAGCCGAAUUGUACAUUAAUGAGAUUGUAAGACUAUAUGGGAUACGUGUAUCUAUUGUAUCUGAUCGAGACGUAACGUUUACAUCUAGAUUUUGGGGCAGCUUGCAGGAAGUUUUGGUUACCAAUCGAGUAUUGGAAUUCCUCCCUAUGAAGCCUUAUACAGGGACCCCUCUUUGUUGGAGUAAAGUUGGUGAAAGAAAUUUUGUUGGUCCUGAAAUUGUGCAACAAACAGAGGACAAGGUAAAAAUUAUCAAAGAUCGUCUAAAGAUUUCUUCGGAUAGACAAAAGUCGUACGCUGAUCUUAAAAGGCGUGACAUUGAAUAUCAAGUUGGAGAUAAAAUACUUGAAAGAGUUGGACCAGUUACAUAUAAAUUGUCUGUGCCACCUGAGUUAGACAAGAUCCACAAUGUCUUCCACGUUUCUAUGCUUAGAAGAUAUCGUGCUGAUCUAUCUCAUGUUCUUCCAGUCGAAUCUAUUGAGGUUAAUCCUGACUUGACGUUUAAUGAAGAACCUAUUCUAAUUCAAGCUCGAGAAGUAAAGCAACUUAGAAACAAGAGAAUUCCCUUAGUAAAGUUGCGACAUGAUGCACUAGGAUGGCCAGAAUUUACUGUUUGGGAGCAUAGUCGUAUUUGUACAGGCUAG
Molecule: messenger RNA, 765 nt
Organism: Solanum stenotomum
Lineage: Eukaryota; Viridiplantae; Streptophyta; Magnoliopsida; Solanales; Solanaceae
Exons: 4
Coding region: 1-765 (254 amino acids)
Molecular function (GO): nucleic acid binding
Source: RefSeq, a predicted model, not a curated record